Messenger RNA from Toxorhynchites rutilus septentrionalis, 2551 nucleotides. Its product is annotated as facilitated trehalose transporter Tret1-2 homolog. The record is from RefSeq and is a predicted model, not a curated record. The transcript is spliced from 7 exons. Bases 691 to 2340 code for a protein of 549 amino acids. Gene Ontology annotation, molecular function: sugar transmembrane transporter activity. Gene Ontology annotation, biological process: carbohydrate transport; transmembrane transport. Lineage: Eukaryota; Metazoa; Arthropoda; Insecta; Diptera; Culicidae. Gene Ontology annotation, cellular component: membrane.
CAGCAAGUGUCUUCACCCUUGGAGCACUCGGAACUAAUUCGCUCUAUUACGCGACCAGGUUCGCGGGGUAUCACGUGCCACAGGACAUUCUUACGAUCAGUGCAUCAGCGAAAAUCGUCACCGUCACCGUACUUUGCAUUUCAAUUGCUGCAUUCCAUUCCGGGGCACAUAUAUUUAUUCAUUUUGGAGCAUCUGAAGUGUGCUACUCUAGUGAAUGGAGCAAAACAAAUCCAGCUGGAAGUAUGCUAAGCCUAGUCCAGCCCGCCGUCCAGUGGCCAGUCUCAAACGAUCAUUCAACGAAACACGACACGUCCGAGGUUUUUUUUUGUCCCGUCGAAACGGGCUGUGGUGAUUAUUACGGUGACCAGUUGUCUCGGAAUUUGAAUCGUGCCUAGGUUCGAAAGUUUGGAUGUUUACUUGAAUUCGAUCGAGACAGGUUCAUCGGUACCCAGCAGUGAUCAUGCGGUCAGAAAGAGAUUGACAAACAAGUGAAGUUGUGGAGGGGUUUUGGGAUUGGGAUGAUAGUGUUUGAAUAAAGUUUGAAGAAUCAAGUGAGUGACUAGAGGAGCAAGUAAACCUAGUUAUAGUGAAUACACUGGAAUAAUAAUAGCUAGCACGCUAGUUAGAUUUUUUUUGGGCAAAGGUUCAACGAUAGUUACGACAUUGCACCUGUCUCCUCUCGAUUCAACGAUGGAACCCGAAUGGAAGAUAACUAUGGCUGCUCUUAAACAGACGCUGCUAUCAAUCUCCGUGUCACUAUCCUACUUCUGCAUUGGGCUCGUGCGUGGUUACUCAGCGCCCGCGGUACCCUCGAUGAACACUAUCGAUCCCGGCUUACUGCCGGACAAAAACAUCGCAUCGUGGGUCAGUUCAAUUCCACCGUUCGGGGCCUUUUUUGGCAGUUUAGUAGCGUUCCCGCUGAUGCACAAAAUUGGCCGGAAGUACACCGUCCUCCUAACCUCACCGGUGUGGGCAACCGCCUGGUUCCUGAUAGCUACGGCUGAAAAUUGGAAGAUUAUGCUGCUGGCAAGAAUGCUUUCGGGAUUCGGAGCAGGAUUAACGCUCCCUUCGGCCCAGAUCUACGUGAGCGAGUGUAGCGACCCGAAGAUAAGAGGAGUGAUCGGAUCGCUGCCAUCACUUUCGAUGUCGGCUGGCAUCCUAGUGACUUAUGUGUUGGGAACCUACACCGAAUGGCGGAUACUGGCGUGGAUUUGCUGUGGUGUGGCAUGUUUCCUAUUUAUGGCUGUGAUUUGUUUCCCCCAAUCGCCUGUUUGGCUUAAAACAAAAAAGCGAUACGAAAAAGCCCACAACUCUGCCAAAUGGCUCCACUUGCAAGGAUUUACCUUCGAUCCGAAGGCUCAGGAAAUACAGAAAACUGCUGGAAAUAGAACGACCAUUGACAAGAAGGAGAAACCUUUUUCGAGGAAUCAACUCUGCCGCAGAGAGGUUCUAGCUCCGUUGGGGAUUGGUCUCGCCUUACUAUCAAUUCAACAACUUAGCGGUAUCGAUGCUGUGAUAUUCUUCACGGUGGAUAUUUUCCGUUCAGCUGGAAGCUCAAUGGAUGGUCAUCUAGCGACAAUUAUCGUUGGAGCCGUUCAGGUUCUCAGUAACCUCUCUGCACUGUUCGUGGUAGACCGCUCCGGUCGAAAGCCAUUGUUGAUUACUUCCGGCGUUGUAAUGUCACUCGCAAUGGCUUCGAUGGGAUUAGCUUUCCAUCUGAAUUCGAUUGGAAACACUUGCUUCGGAUACCUCCCGUUAGCAAGCCUCAUAAUCUUCAUGAUUGGAUUCAGCGUUGGAUUCGGCUGUAUUCCAUUCCUGCUGAUGGGCGAACUAUUCCCAACGGCACAACGAAGUCUGCUGAGUUCCCUGGCUGGAUCAUUCAAUCUGGCGGUGAUGUUUGUAGUUAUUAAAACUUAUCAUCCACUGGAAGACGUGAUAACCACUUCCGGGACAUUUUGGAUGUACAGCAUUCUGUGCGCCGUCGGGGUGGUAUUUGUGAUAUUGUGUGUCCCCGAAACGAAGGGACGUGAUCUGGAGAGCAUUCAUACAUUGUUCAGGAAAAAAUCGGUUCCGCUAAAGGCGGAUAACGUGGAAACCGGCAGCAAACAGGGCCAUGACAAUGUUGCCAUGAGUACUGGUGACGAAAUAUUUGCCUGUGCGGAAGCUAGCAAAUUUGAUACUAGAAUAACUCAAAAGAAAUCCUCGCCAUCCGAAAUUAGCAACCCUGAAGCCGAACCCAACAAAGAAUAUAGUGAUAGAAGAAACAUCACAAAUAACUGCGAGAAGACAGCAGAUAGUCUGAAGAUAAUGAUAAUGUGUACCAAUCAAAGUCCAAACUAAGCGGUGACAUCACACUCGCCAGCUAGAGCCUAUUUUGUAUUCAAAUUUAUGCAUGUUUGUACCCUCUUAUCUCGCGCGUUGCUAUUUUCUGAAUUUCAAUUUCCAUUUACAGACAGCAUGCGCACUUUAUCUCCAAAAGCAUUUAAAAUUGAAAUUUUUGUGUGUUUCAUUCAUUAGUUUGGGAGGAAAAUUCAUUGUUUUCCGGCAGGUG